AAAAAAAAUAAAAAUUAAAGUUGUAAAAAAAUAAUAAUUAAUUUCGCAUAGCUUUUGAAAUUAAAAGCCAUUUAAGUUUGUAUCAUUUUUCACACAGAGGAUAAUCAAUAGAUUGAGUCUAUUUUAACUGAAAAUUCUGUACUUAUAUUUUAGCUAUAAUGGGCACCGUUUUAAGCUUCAAUCCACGCGAUAGACAUCCAGUAUAUUCAUCCCAGCCCAAUUUUCCGUAUAACCAAUCCACGGAUAUUCAAAAUCAGAAAACAAUAGAUAAUUCUGCAUCAAUCGACUCUCAGUUAAAUAAUUUUUCGUACGAACAGUUAAAUAACGCUAAAAAUCGAGAAAAUAGAAAAGCUCUUUCACAUCAGUUAUCAAGGAAUGGCUCUGGACAUCAAAAUACUUGCGGAAGCUUACAAUUUAAUAUGCACACACAGAUAAAUUCGCACAACUUUAACAACCUGACAUAUUCAUCGAAAGAUACAAUUAACAAUGACUUGGAUGCUCAUAACGAAAAUUCAACUAUUAUAUCAGAAAAGAGUUCAAUUGAAAAAAGCUUAAAGAAACAUUCACUCUUUAUAAAUGCCCUAUCUUGGAAAAAAUUAUCUACAUCUCAUAAUAAAAAAAAAGUUGAAAAUAAAAAUAAAUGUGCAAAUUUACCCUCUACAUGCUUUAAGGCUCAGCUUUUAGAAGCAUCGUAUUCGUCUUCAUCGGAUAAAAAUAAAAAUAUACAGCUCCACUGUAAUCACAUUGAAGAGCAUCAGCAUCAACAUCAUUGUAAUCAAAGUCAGAUCAUUCAGGAGCUUCCAUUUUUCACAUCAACUAAAACGCAAAAGCUAUCAACAGCGAAAGAACUGGGCAGAGUUAAUAAUACAAAUUCUAUAACAAAUCACAAUAAAUUAAUUCAAAAGCAACCUUUAGCUCUAACUCGGCCUCAGCAGUUGCAGAUAUCAUCAAUUCAAAUUAAAAACACCAAUCAGAAUUUUAUUCCACGUAAAACUGUUAUUCAGGCAUCGACUUCUGAACUUUUGAAAUGUCUGGGUCUUUUUCUACAUUUCCGGUGCCAUAGAUUAAACAAUUUUGAUCCUGGGGACGCUGUUAUGUGGCUGAGAGCAGUCGAUCGAAGUUUGUUACUGCAAGGCUGGCAGGACGUAGCAUUCAUCAAUCCAGCAAAUGUUGUAUUUGUAUACAUGUUAGUACGCGAACUUGUUAACGGAGAAGAAACAAAGGAAUCAGAUCUUCAAGCAUCUGUGCUUACCUGUUUGUAUUUAUCUUAUUCAUACAUGGGUAAUGAAAUUAGCUAUCCACUUAAACCAUUUCUUGUUGAGGAUUCGAAAGAACAUUUUUGGGACAGAUGUUUAUUCAUUGUAAACAGACUAAGUAAUAAAAUGUUGAAAAUAAAUGCAGAACCAGCAUUCUUCACGGAAGUUUUCACUGAGCUGAAAUCGUGCGGACAAUUUCAACCCAAUUCAAUAAAAAUUUCACCCUGCGGAGGAACCUGACGGAAACAUGAGCAAUACGUUGUAGUCCGACUUUCAUUGUCUACUUGCCAGCAAACUUAUCAAGAUAAAAUAGAAGGCAUAGGCUGCGGUAAAUAAAUAAAACAUUGAUAGUACAUUACAAAAUUCUUUUGUCACCAUCACACUUGUUCAAAUAAAAAUGUA
Messenger RNA from Drosophila hydei, 1658 nucleotides. RefSeq names its product cyclin-dependent kinase 5 activator 1 (gene Cdk5alpha). Gene Ontology annotation, molecular function: protein kinase binding; cyclin-dependent protein serine/threonine kinase activator activity. The coding region runs from base 159 to 1496 and encodes 445 amino acids. Gene Ontology annotation, biological process: positive regulation of cyclin-dependent protein serine/threonine kinase activity; activation of protein kinase activity. The transcript has 5 exons. Lineage: Eukaryota; Metazoa; Arthropoda; Insecta; Diptera; Drosophilidae. Gene Ontology annotation, cellular component: cytoplasm; protein kinase 5 complex. The record is from RefSeq and is a predicted model, not a curated record.